ACCGAAGCGAAGGACAACGUGGCGACGUCACGCGCGUGCAUGUUACGCUGCUUUACCGGCGCAGCGGCGCUCGCUGUGUCCGGUGCACGCGUGUGACGUAGCGAGCGGAUCCUGUCGGCAGCAGGUGAGGUCAAAGGAGCGGAAGAGCCGACAGGUGCGAGGGCUUCAUUUAGCUUCAAGCUAGCAAGCUAACAGCGGACAAAUGGAGCCGAAGAACACGGCGCGCAGCGAGAGCCUCGUCAUCUGGCUGCAGACCUUCAACACUGCGGCGCCCUGCAGGACGGUGGAGGACCUGACUACUGGAGCAGCGAUAUCACAGGUCCUGCAUCAGAUAGACGCGGCGUGGUUCUCUGAUGGGUGGCUCAGCCGCAUCAAGGCAGACGUUGAUGACAACUGGAGACUGAAGAUGAACAACCUGAAGAAGAUCCUUCAGAUGGUGGUGGAUUAUUACAGGGAGGUCUUGGCCCAGGAGAUCUCCGACUUCCCUUUGCCCGACGUGGCCGUGGUGGCGGAGCACUCUGACCCGGUGGAGCUGGGCAGGCUGCUGCAGCUCGUCCUGGGCUGUGCUGUCCGAUGUGAGCGUAAACAAGAAUACAUUCAGAUCAUCAUGACCUUGGAGGAGUCCGUACAGCACGUUGUCAUGACAGCCAUCCAGGAGCUCAUGAGCAGAGAGAUCGUCGGCCCGUUGGGAGCAGAACCAUCCGGAGACUUGGAGCUGCAGCUGAAAAAAGCCGUGGAGGAUCUUGCUGAACUUCUAGCUGAGAAGGAAGCGUUGGCUCAGCGCUGCCAAGAGCUGGACAUCCAGGUGGCAGUCCUGCAGGAAGAGCGAAACAGCUUAUUGGCUGAGAAUGACGUCCUGACGGACCGAGCCAGUCAGCUGGACACGUUCGACGACCCGAGCACCCCCUCCGGGAGGAAGCACAGCCAGCUGCAGCAACAGCUGGAGGCGAUGCAGGAGGAGAACUUCAGGCUGGAGGCGGCUAAGGACGAUUACCGGAUCCAUUGUGAGGAGCUGGAGAAGCAGCUGAUCGAGAUCCAGCACCGCAACGACGAGCUCACCGGCCUGGCAGAAGAGUCUCGGGCUCUCAAAGAUGAACUGGACGUUCUGAGGAACUGCUCGGAUCGGGUGGUGAUGCUGGAGGCCUCUGUGGACACAUACAAACGUAAACUGGAGAAUCUGGGCGACCUGAAGAGGCAGAUGAAGCUGCUGGAGGAGAACAACGUGACCUACAUGCACAACACCGUCAGCUUGGAAGAGGAGCUGCGUAAAGCCAACGCGGCCCGCGCUCAGCUGGAGACCUACAAGAGACAGGUCCAAGAGCUACACAGGAAGGUGACGGAGGAGUCUCGGCGAGCAGACAACCUGGCCUACGAGAUGAAGAAGCUGGAGGAGAAGCACGAAGCUGUGAUGAAGGAAAAGGAGAGGACCAUCAUGGAGAGAGAUUCCCUGAAGGAAAUCAACGAGGAGAUGAGAUGUUCUCAGGCUCAGCAGCAACAUUUCUCCCAAACCGGGGUUCUUCCUUCCAGCAGCCACGAGAACCUGGCAGCUGAGCUCAUUCCCAUCGAGUACAGAGAGAGCUUCAUCCGGCUGCAGCAUGAGAACAAGAUGCUCAGAGUCCAGCAGGAGGACUUUGAGAGAGAGAAGAUCUUGUCUCUGCAGGACCAGCUGGAGGACGCUCAGAGGACGAGAAGUGAGCUGGACACCGAGAACCGGUUGAGUCGAGAGCGGAUCAGUGAGCUCCAGCAGCAGGUGGAAGAUCUGCAGAAAGCCCUUCAGUGUCAGGGCGCCAAACCUGACGACGUGAGUAGCAGAAGAACUUAUAGCUUCAUCUCAUUUACAUGUGCUCCUUUUCAAAUGUGGUCCAUCUCAUUUCAGUCCAACCUGAAGCGGAAGCUCGAUGCUCACAUGGUCCAGCUGAACGAGGCCCAGGAUGAGAUCAUGAAGAAGAAAGAGCUGCUGGAGGACCUUGAACCUGACAACACUCCAACCUCCUCCAAGGUGGAGGAGCUGAAUGCUGCACUGAAGAAGAAGGAUGACGACAUGAGGGCCAUGGAGGAGAGGUAUAAGCUGUACCUGGAGAAGGCUCGCAACGUGAUCCGAGCUCUGGAUCCUAAACUGAACCCGGCUACAGCGGAGAUCCAGAACCUCCGGAACCAGCUGGCAGAUCGGGACAAACAGAUUCUCCACCUGGAACGGCAGUGUGAGCAGAACAAACUGAGGGAGUACGAGGAGAAGCUGAUCGUCACCGCCUGGUACAACAAGAGCCUGAACUUCCAAAAGCUGGCGGUGGAGUCCCGUCUGAGUGGCUGCACCUCCUCCGCGUACCCCCCCACCCCCUCCUUCCUGUCCCAGCAGAGGCACGUUUCAAACGCACCUCGCCGGGCGCUCUCCAUCAGCGCGACCUCGGCGACCUCCAAGUAGAGCCUGGUCACAGGGUCACAUGACCUGCAGCCAGCGGACAGAUGGCACCCCUCCCCCCUCCAACCCUGAGCAUCACAAGUGCCCUUAAACACACCUGCUCUCACAGGAGGAGACGCCAAUACUUUCAUUCAUAAAGAAAUCCUUCAUCUCUUCUCAGGAUUUGAACUUGAACAGAAAUCAGAAAUGUUCAUAUUCUUAAAAAUAUGUUUGUAUACACACACUAAAUAUGAAUUAAUUAUUGAAAUGUUGAAAUGUUUCAGUCAUCCAAUCUAACAAACUGAGGAAUGUUGUGAGGAAUUGAUGUAAAAUGAAAGAAAAAUCUAAGCUCCGUUAUUAAUGAACAUCUAACAGGUUCUUACCCAAAGUGUCUGAAAUAAUAACGUCCAAGCUUUUUACUUAUUUCCCAUAUUUUGAUUCUGAGAGGAAACAGUGAUUUAAAAGAUGAACACUUUUGAUCUUUAUUUUUAUUUUUAUUAUUCAUCAUAUGUGGAUGUUGUGCGCAAUCUUUCAGGCUGUUUGGGCUAAAGGUCAGAGGUCAGUGGUAGAGGUUUCUCCUGUGGCAUUGUGGGUAAUUGGCUGUUUGACCUGCAGUCUGAACUUGAACUGAUUUUAUUCAACAACACUUUUAUCAUUUCUGCUGUGGAUCUUUAUAAAAAACAAGCUCAUGUUCAA
Molecule: messenger RNA, 3094 nt
Organism: Pungitius pungitius (ninespine stickleback)
Lineage: Eukaryota; Metazoa; Chordata; Actinopteri; Perciformes; Gasterosteidae
Gene: hook1
Product: hook microtubule-tethering protein 1
Exons: 21
Coding region: 203-2422 (739 amino acids)
Biological process (GO): cytoskeleton-dependent intracellular transport; cytoplasmic microtubule organization
Cellular component (GO): cytoplasm; centrosome
Molecular function (GO): microtubule binding; dynein light intermediate chain binding
Source: RefSeq, a predicted model, not a curated record